Molecule: messenger RNA, 8984 nt
Organism: Myotis brandtii (Brandt's bat)
Lineage: Eukaryota; Metazoa; Chordata; Mammalia; Chiroptera; Vespertilionidae
Gene: SORBS1
Product: sorbin and SH3 domain containing 1
Exons: 34
Coding region: 495-5831 (1778 amino acids)
Biological process (GO): cell-substrate adhesion
Cellular component (GO): nucleus; cell-substrate junction; cytoplasm
Molecular function (GO): protein binding
Source: RefSeq, a predicted model, not a curated record
GGGUACGCGUGUUACGGAUGUACUUGGAUUCAGCUAUGCUGCUGGCCAAGCGCCUUUGCUGCUGGUUACUGUUUAACUCUAGUCUGCCCCAUGCACUUAGGGCAGAAAGACAAACAAAUUGGGGAAAGUCCCAGGACUAGGCCUUCACUUGAGCUUCUGCGAGCAGCUGUAUCUGAGCAUUUCGGUGGUUGAAUAGGUCAGAUUGAGUACCCCCAUGGCCUGAAGGGUGCUGCUGGGGCAGACCCAAGGAAGGAAUUGCUUUACCACCUCUGCUGUUGCUGUAGGCCCCUCUUCCAGGUCAGACAUGGAAAAGGAGUGUCUGCGCCCUUCUCUCGCGUGGAGUACAUCACCAGGACGCAGCAUUUGUCGGAAGAGUCUGUGAAACCCUCUCUCUACCCAGAGCUCCAGGACCAAUGCAUCUUUCCAUCGCCCUAAACCACUGGUGAAUAGCAAGUGCCGAGCCCCAGUUGCAAAAGACUUGUCCUGUCACCACCAUGAGCUCUGAAUGUGACGUUGGCUCUUCUAAAGCCGUGGUGAACGGGUUGGCACCAGGCAGCAAUGGGCAAGACAAAGCAACCACCGACCCCUCACGCGCACGCUCUAUUUCUGCUGUUAAAAUAAUUCCUGUGAAGACAGUGAAAAGCUCUCCAGGCCUAGUACUCCCUCCAGACAUGGAUCCUACAAAAGUCUGCACUGGGAAGGGAGCCGUGACUCUCCGGGCCUCAUCCUCCUACAGGGACACCCCAAGCAGUAGCCCUGUGAGCCCUCAGGAAAGCCCACAAUACGAAAGCAAACCAGUGCUGGAGUCAGAGAAUCUCCCAGCAGAUGAGUGGCGGCUUUCUUCCAGUGCUGAUGCCAAUGGAAACGCCCAGCCCUCUUCACUCGCUGCCAAGGGCUACAGAAGCGUGCACCCCAACCUUCCUUCCGACAAGCCCCAGGACGCCACUUCCUCCAGCCCAGCCCAGCCUGAGGUCAUAGUUGUCCCUCUCUACCUGGUUAAUACUGACAGAGGGCAAGAAGGCACUGCCAGACCUCCAGCACCUCGGGGGCCACUGGGCCCCCCAGUCCCGGCGGCCGCCCCUGCCGGCUCACCUCUGACCUUCCCGACUCUAGAUGAUUUCAUUCCCCCUCAUCUGCAGAGGCGGCCCCACCACAGCCCGCCAGCCAGCGCUCCGGGCCCCCACCCCCCCGUUAGCCAGACACCACCAUCCUUCUCACCACCGCCUCCGCUGGUCCCCCCAGUCCCGGAGGGCCUGCACAGCGUCUCGGAGCCUGACCUCACGGGAGCUGUUUCAAGUACCGAUUCAAGCCCUCUGCUAAAUGAAGUUUCUUCAUCUCCUGUUAGAACUGAUUCCCAAACCUUUGCACCCGUCAGCAAGCCAUCCUCUGCCUACCCCUCCACGACCAUUGUCAAUCCCACUAUUGUGCUCUUGCAACACAACCGAGAACAGCAGAAACGACUCAGUAGCCUGUCAGAUCCUGUGUCAGAAAGAAGAGUGGGAGAACGGGACUUGGCAACAACCCAGGAAAAAUCCACCUCUCCUGGCAGGUCCACUGACAAAAAGGCCAAGGAUGACAGCAGGCGGGUGGCUAAGAGCACUCAGGACCUGAGCGAUGUGUCCAUGGAUGAAGUGGGCAUCCCACUCCGGAACACCGAGAGAUCCAAAGACUGGUACAAGACCAUGUUUAAGCAGAUCCACAAGCUAAACAGAGACACUCCUGAAGAAAACCCUUAUUUCCCUACGUACAAAUUCCCUGAACUUCCUGAAAUCCAGCACAAUUCUGAAGAAGACAGUCCUUACACUCCUACCUACCAGUUUCCUGCAUCUACUCCUAGUCCUAAAUCUGAAGAUGAUGAUUCAGAUCUGUACUCUCCUCGAUACUCCUUUUCUGAAGACACAAAAUCUCCCCUCUCUGUGCCUCGCUCAAAGAGUGAGAUGAGCUACAUUGACGGUGAGAAGGUAGUUAAGCGGUCGGCCACACUUCCCCUCCCGGCCCGCUCUUCCUCACUGAAAUCAAGCCCAGAAAGAAACGACUGGGAGCCCCCAGAUAAGAAAGUGGAUACAAGGAAAUACCGUGCAGAGCCCAAAAGCAUAUACGAGUAUCAGCCGGGCAGGUCUUCCGUUCUGAACAACGAAAAGAUGAGUCGGGAUAUAAGCCCAGAAGAGAUAGAUUUAAAGAAUGAACCUUGGUAUAAAUUCUUUUCGGAAUUGGAGUUUGGGAAACCGCCUCCCAAAAAGAUAUGGGAUUAUACUCCUGGAGACUGCUCUAUCCUUCCUAGAGAGGAUAGAAAGACUAACCUAGAAACAGAGCCCAACCUCUGCCGCACAGAGUUAGAGGCAGAUGUAGGAAAAACGGAGACGCUUAGUAAAGCAGCCCGUGCAGACCUGGCGCAGAGCUCAGCAGUCAGCCCCACUCCGGAAAUGUCUUCAGAGCCUCCUGGAUAUAUAUAUUCUUCCAACUUCCACGCAGUGAAGAGGGAAUCCGAUGGGGCUCCCGGCGACCUCGGGAGCCUGGAGAAUGAGAGGCAGAUUUAUAAAAGCGUCCUGGAAGGUGGAGACAUCCCUCUCCAGGGCCUCAGUGGGCUCAAGCGCCCGUCCAGCUCGGCCUCCACGAAAGUGGAUCGUAAAGGUGGGAAUGCUCACAUGAUUUCUUCAUCUUCAGUUCAUAGCCGAACGGUUAACACUAGCAAUGCCUUAGGCCCUGUGUGUAAGCACAAGAAACCCCUGUCUGCUGCAAAAGCCUGCAUUUCAGAAAUCCUCCCCUCCAAGUUCAAGCCCAGGCUCUCCGCUCCCAGCGCUCUUUUGCAGGAACAGAAGAGUGUCCUGUUGCCAUCAGAAAAGGCUCAGAGCUGUGAGAACCUUUGUGUUUCCGUUUCUUUGAACGGUUCCAAGAGAGGGCUCCCCCUCCAGGUGGGUGGGAGCAUCGAGAACCUGCUCAUGCGCUCCCGGCGGGAUUACGACAGCAAGUCGAGCAGCACCCUGAGCCUGCAGGAGUACGGCUCCAGCACCAGGAGGCCCUGCCCGCUCUCGAGGAAGGCGGGGAUGCAGUUCACCAUGCUCUACCGGGACAUGCACCAGAUCAACCGAGCCGGCCUCUUCCUGGGCUCUGCCUCCUCCUCCAGCGUGCGGGACCUCGCCUCCCAUUUCGAGAGGAACAGCCUGGCCCUGGCCAGGGGCGAGCUGGGCCCCAGCCAGGAGGGCUCGGAGCACAUCCCCAAGCACACCGUCUCCUCCCGCAUCACGGCCUUUGAGCAGCUGAUCCAGCGGUCACGGUCCAUGCCAUCCCUGGACCUGUCGGGCAGGCUGAGCAAGUCCCCCACGCCCGUGCUGUCCCGGAGCGGCCUGACCGCAGCCCGCUCCGCCGAGUCCCUCCUGGAGUCCACCAAGCUCCGGCCCCGGGAGGUGGACGGGAUGAACCCCGGGGGGGUCUAUGCCUCCCCCACGUGCAGCCGCAUGGUGGACUCCCCCUUGGGGUUCAGGGGCCUGGCGCCCUCUGAGCCCCUCUCCACCUGCUCCGACGAGCUUGACCACUGCUCCAACGUCUCCAGUGACAGCAGAGAGGGCAGCGGCGGCAGCGUUCACGGAGACUUCCCCAAACACCGCCUCAACAAGUGCAAGGGCACCUGCCCGGCCUCCUACACCCGCUUCACCACCAUCCGCAAGCACGAGCAGCAGGCCUCCCGGCAGCCCGACUGGCGCCCAGACUGCAGAGGGGACCGCAGCGCGCUCCUCAGGAACAUCUACCUGAUGAGCCCCCUCCCCUUCCGGCUGAAAAAGCCCCUCCAGCACCACCCCAGGCAGCCUGCCCCUGGGGACUUCUCGGGCCCCCCGGCGGGCCGGAAGCCAGACCUCCCUGGUCAGCCCCAGCAGGACGAGCCCCGCGCCGGGGGGAAGCCCUUGGUGCCCAAGCGCCUGUCUUCCCGACACACCAUGGCCAGGUUGGGCCGGACCACAGAGCCCCCUCAGGAGAGACCCGCGGUCCCAGAGGACUGCCCGGGGGCCUUUGAUAAUGGGAACCCUGUGCCGUACUCAGACCACAGCCUGGACAGAAACAACAACCCACCCAGUGAACUGGGACCAUCCCACGGAGAUUCAGAAUCACCAAGACAUUUUAUACCAGCUGACUACUUGGAAUCCACAGAAGAAUUCAUCCGAAGGCGUCAUGAUGAUAAAGAAAAACUUUUAGCGGACCAGCGACGACUUAAGCGCGAGCAAGAAGAGGCCGAUAUUGCAGCUCGGCGCCACACGGGCGUCAUUCCAACGCACCAUCAGUUUAUCACUAAUGAGCGCUUUGGGGACCUCCUCAAUAUAGACGAUACGGCAAAAAGGAAAUCUGGGUCAGAGAUGAGACCUGCCAGAGCCAAAUUUGACUUUAAAGCUCAGACACUGAAGGAGCUUCCUCUGCAAAAGGGAGACAUUGUUUACAUUUAUAAGCAGAUCGACCAGAACUGGUACGAAGGCGAGCACCACGGCCGGGUGGGCAUCUUCCCGCGCACCUACAUCGAGCUUCUUCCUCCUGCGGAGAAGGCUCAGCCCAAAAAGUUGACACCGGUGCAGAUCUUGGAAUACGGAGAAGCUAUCGCAAAGUUCAACUUCAAUGGGGAUACGCAAGUGGAAAUGUCCUUCAGGAAGGGUGAGAGGAUCACGCUGCUCCGACAGGUGGACGAGAACUGGUACGAAGGGAGGAUCCCGGGGACGACCCGGCAAGGCAUCUUCCCCAUCACCUACGUGGACGUGAUCAAAAGGCCACUGGUGAAAAACCGGGUGGAUUACAUCGACCUGCCUUACUCCUCCCCAAGUCGUAGUGCCACCGCGAGCCCACAGUUUCCCAGUCACAGCAAGCUCAUCCUGCCAGCCCCCUCAUCUCUGCCUCACCCCCACCGAGCCCUGUCCCCUGAGAUGCAGGCUGUCACCUCGGAGUGGAUCUCACUGACGGUGGGGGUCCCAGGCCGGCGUCCUCUGGCCCUGACCCCACCUCUGCCUCCUCUGCCAGAGGCGUCUGUCUAUUACACUGACCACCUUGCCUUUUUGACAAGGCCUAGUCCCUCCCUGUCCCUCAGCCUCCCCCAUUCGAGCUGGUUGGGUCGUUCCACCCCCCACUCGAUUGUCUCCCCACUGGCCCUCCCUGCCCCCCACCGAGCCUACUCCCCGGUGCCUGGUGCCCAGACCUCCCUUCAAGUCAACGGAGACAGUGGCAGCCACAGGCCCCCUCCAGGCUUCCCGCAGGGCAGCUUCUCCCAGCCUCUGCUUGGGAGCCCUGAUAGAGUCAUCUCGGAGCUUAGCAACGCCUUUAGCAGCCAGGGCCCGUGGCGAGAAGAAAGCAGACAGUACGAAAGGAAAGCAGAGAGGGAGGCAGGUGAGAGAUGCCUGGGCGGACCCACGAUCUCUAAGAAGAGCUGCUUGAAACCUUCAGACGUGGUCAGGUGCCUGAGCACCGAACAGAGACUCUCAGACCUCCGCACCCCCGAGGAGAGCCAGCCCAGCCAGGCCCUGGGCAGCCCUUUCCCGGGACGGGAGGCUGAGCAGACAGAGCCGCGUAGAGGUGGCGAGCAGGCUGAGCGGAAGGCUGCUCGGAGUGGUGUGCGCCAGCAACCUCAAGCCCAGCAGCGAAGAGUCACCCCAGACAGGAGUCAAGCCUCACAAGAUUUAUUUAGCUACCAAGCAUUAUAUAGCUAUAUACCACAGAACGAUGAUGAGUUGGAACUCCGAGAUGGAGAUAUUGUUGAUGUCAUGGAAAAGUGUGAUGAUGGAUGGUUUGUUGGUACUUCAAGAAGGACCAGGCAGUUUGGCACUUUUCCAGGCAACUAUGUAAAGCCUUUGUAUCUGUAAGAAGACUGAAAACCGCAGAGAUGAUUUUUGCCGGAGGAUGAAGCAUAACCCAUGAACUGGUCUCUUUAUUUGAAAGUGGAGUCAGUAGGAAAAGUAAUACAGUGGAUAAAGAACGAAGCAAAAGAGUGGGACAGAGAAGUGUGUUGUGUGUAAAACCCGGGCCUGUCUCAGCUCACCGUGCAUCAGACAGGCCCGAACCAUGCGCUGAGCAGAAAGGAAUGAGGCAAAUCUGUAUUUAUUUAGCUGCUUCUGGGAGCCUCUCCAGCCCUCCCCUCCGCUCCCCGUCUGAGGUAAUCUGACCUGUGGCCACAGAAACGCCUCCUGCUGCUGCCUCCCUGACCUGCCUGGAGCGGCCCUCAGAGCCCUGGCAGGUCCCCAGCCAUUCUCCAAAGGCUCCACACAGACCCCGCCCCACCCCAGCCACCCGAGCCCGCAGACCCCCCAGCACCAUCAGCGCCGCUGGAGAUCAGUCUGGGCUGAGGUCAUCCCUAGACGGUGGUGGAGGCCCCUCGCUGGACCUGCUGAGGUUAGUGGGGAAAUGGAGGCGAACCUUCGGCGCCUGAGCGUGCACACCCAGCCUGCGGCAUUGCCACUGCCCCCUGGGGUCAGACAGAAAAGCACGGAGGUUUGCCCGUGGGAGCAGGUGGCCAGGCAGACAGUGAAAUGUGUGUGUCCCAGUGACUUAGGUCAGGAAGCCCUGUGGCUCCUGAGGUCAUAUGCCGUGUGCUCCUUUCCCGGAUCAUUGGCUUCCACAAAUGUUCCCUUUCAGGGCACAGUUUCAUUGAUCAGACGCCGUUGCUAAUCUUUCUCUUCUGGAUUGUUCUUGGCCAGGACAGUUUGGGAUUGAUAGGCCUGUUCUCAGGGAGAAAAGGAUGGUGAUGUUCAGUGAUUCAUUUAACACACUCUGAUAGACACUGGAUGCUGGGCACCAGCCAGCAGACUUACCGCAUCCCCAUAGGAGCUCAAGGGCCACUCAGAAUGUAGUCCCCGGGGCUGUGGGUCUUGGUGCACCCUGGCCAGGCUUCGCUUCAGAGCAGAGGUGCGGAUGCAGGGCCAGGUGUGAGGAAGUGAUUCUGCUGCUCCCAGGAGGCCGGAGCUCAGCGGGGAGGCCCCUGCGAUGCCUGGGUGUUCAGUCACAACUCUGUCCGAGUGCAGGAUGUUUGUCAGCCCUCUCUGUUAGACCCCUUGGAGAAUGAAAGAUAGGAAUGGCCCGUUCCCUGCCUGCGGGGACUCAGAGGUGAUUGGAGACACACACACACACACUCAGGAGAGACGGUGAAAUGUGCUAAGAAGGGUGUGAGAGAGGAAGAGAUGAAUUUCCCUGGAGGGAUCCUAGAAAGUAUUGUAUUUCUGUCUCUAUUAGCUGACUGUUGAACAACUAGGAUGCUGGGAGAACCUUUGCCUGAGGGUACUUUAUGACUGAAAAUACUUGGCGCUGUUUCCAAGUCUUCAGACUCUCACCCUCUCCACAAAUACACAUCCGGCCACAAGUAGGAGUAGCAAUUCCGAGUGCCAGAGUGUGUACAGGAGCCCUGGCUCUCUGCCUGUAGCUCAGAAGUGCCCAGUACCAUUGUCCGAAGGUCCGAGUCUUUAUAAGUAAGCAAAAAGUUUGUCUUCAGUGUCUCUGCCUCCACCUCUGUCUCCACUACUCAUCUUAGGAUCCCACCGGCUGCCCAUCCCCUAUCAGACAGCUACAGUGCCCUCACUUCUCUCCCUGUCCUCUUUUCCAAUCUUGCUGGCUGACUUCUUCACACUAAAGUGUAAAUGACUGAUACAGGACCUCUUCCCAGAGACAUUUGUUUUUAGGGCAGAGCAGAGCCUUAAUCCCAAGGGGAAAGAUUGUAGAACUAAUGGUGGGGUGGGGCGGGGUGGGGUGGGCGGAGGAGCCUCCUGGGCAGAAAUUCCUUAAAUAAGACUUGUAGCUUUGGAAGGUCCCCUCCACCGCCCAGGGCACUGUGAUUUGACUCUGAGGGAAUGAGUACCAGUGUGUGUGCACGUGCAUUUGCCCAGCAGCAUUUCACUAGUUUGGAAAUGUAAUUCUUGUAUUGGCUAAUGUGUUUCCUCAUCUUUCUUAGAUGCAAACCAUUAAUAUCAUGAUCUUACCUAAUAGUUUUUUGAGGGGUGCUUCUUGAUUCUGUAGGUAAUUGUGAACACCUCUUUAAAUACAGCUAGAAAAUAAAACCAAUUUGUAAAGCCACAUUUGCAUAUGAUGCCAACCUCGCGCAUUUGUGUAUCAACAGAAACCCAGAUAUGCCUCACCAAUUUGCCCGUCUUUAAUAAAAUCAUGUGUUCAAAUUUGCAUCAAACUUCAGCUUCCUAUGUAUGACAAGACAAGGAACAAAGGUUUCCAAUGCUCUUUUGUCUUCAGACAUUUAGUAUUAUAAAAUACCUAUUUUUAUGCUGAGAUGUUUAUACAGGUUUAUUAAUAGCAAGUGCAGCUAACUGGCGGCAUGCCUUGCAGACAGUUUUGAUAUAUUAGCCACGCUUCUGGGUAAAGGCAAGCCCCGAACCACUUCUCUUUUGCAGUCUCUCUGGGAUCAGUAAAAGAAAAAAACCAUAUGCUUAGGUGGGACUGUAAAUAUGUAUAUUUAACUUUGUAUAGCCCAUGUACCUACUUUGUAUAGAAAAAUAAUUUUAAAAAUUUCAGUUGAAGGGAGGUAAAAUAAGGAAGUCAUUAAGUUUUUUGCAUUUUUAUUUAAAUGAAGGAAUUCCAAAUAACUCACCGGCAGAUUUUAGCACAAAUACAGCCAUAGUAAAGUUAAAACUUUAGAUAAAUAAUCAUUAUUUCUGGGAGAGAAGGUAGUAACUAUAAUCUCAGUUACAGUUUUUUUGGUUUUGAGGUUGUUUUUGUUUUCUGUUUGGUUUCUUUUUUUUUGGCAGUUCUAUUUAUCUGAAGUAGUAUUAAGUCCUAUUGCUGGACUAGAUUACUACAAAAAAGAAAAAAAGGUUAUAUUCUGAAAGAAAAAUAACUGACAUUAUACAUAACCAAUUAAUUUAAAGUGUUGCCAUUUACGUUACACACCGAGAGCAUGUGCUGUGCAGACACAGGUUCUCCUGUUCAUUUAUUUUUCUUUAUUGCAGUGGGUUGAUAAAUAAAGGUGUGAAUUACUACAUUUGCUGUACAUAUCAUUUAAUAAACUUUAUUCAGAAUCA